GACCAGUAAAAAUGGGAAGUACUGGAUUCUGGUUUCCUCCAAGAAGAGUCAGCGGAACUGGUUAAGACCAAAAUCUGAGGACUUUAGUGGGCAAACAUCAGUCCCCUUUUGCUUUCUUUUACGACCACAUGAAACUUGAGAAGCCAUCUAAAGCUAAAUCAUUUAGUGGAGUUGGGCAAUUCCCAAGUGUCCAACAAGAAGGCCUGGUUUAGGCUGCGAUGGCCACUGUCAUUCCUGGUGAUUUGUCAGAAGUAAGAGAUACCCAGAAAGUCCCUUCAGGGAAACGUAAGCGUGGUGAAACCAAACCAAGAAAAAACUUUCCUUGCCAACUGUGUGACAAGGCCUUUAACAGUGUUGAGAAAUUAAAGGUUCACUCAUACUCUCACACAGGAGAGAGGCCCUACAAGUGCACACAACAAGACUGCACCAAGGCCUUUGUUUCUAAGUACAAAUUACUAAGGCAUAUGGCUACUCAUUCUCCUGAGAAAACCCACAAGUGUAAUUAUUGUGAGAAAAUGUUUCACCGAAAAGAUCACCUAAAGAAUCACCUACAUACACACAAUCCCAACAAAGAGGCCUUUAAGUGUGAAGAAUGUGGAAAGAACUACAAUACCAAGCUUGGGUUCAAACGUCACCUGGCUUUGCAUGCUGCAACAAGCGGUGACCUCACCUGUAAGGUAUGUUUGCAGACUUUUGAAAGCACAGGAGUGCUGCUGGAGCACCUAAAAACUCACGCAGGCAAGUCAUCGGGUGGAGUGAAGGAGAAAAAACACCAGUGUGAACACUGUGAUCGUCGGUUCUACACCCGAAAGGAUGUCCGUAGACACAUGGUAGUGCACACUGGAAGAAAGGACUUCCUCUGUCAGUACUGUGCACAGAGAUUUGGGCGGAAGGAUCACCUCACGCGCCACAUGAAGAAAAGUCACAACCAAGAACUUUUGAAGGUCAAAACAGAGCCAAUGGACCUUCUAGAUCCCUUUACCUGCAAUGUUUCUGUGCCUAUUAAGGAUGAGCUGCUUCCAGUGAUGUCUUUACCUUCCAGUGAACUGACAUCAAAGCCAUUUACAAACACUUUGCAAUUAAAUCUCUACAACACUCAGAUUCAGUCCAUGCAGAGUUCUGCAUCUGCACACCAAAUGGUUGCCACAUCGUUACCAUUGGGAAUGCCUUGUCCCAUAGACAUGGAGUCUAUCCACCCUUCUCACCAGCUAUCGUUGAAAUAUCCACUCGGUACUACCUCAUACACCAUUUCUAUGCCUGAGAAAGAACAGCCAUUGAAAGGGGAAAUCGAAAGUUACUUAAUGGAGUUGCAGAGUGGUAUGCCUUCUUCAUCCCAGGAUUCUCAAGCAUCUUCAUCAAAACUAGGGCUGGAUCCACAAGUAGGGCCCCUAGAUGAUGGGUCUGGGGAAGUUUCCCUUUCCAAGGGCUCCGUUCCUAUUAGCGAACCUCUAAACACGCCGUCAUUGGACUUCUCUCAGCUCUUCAACUUCAUACCUGUAAACGGCCCUCCCUAUAAUCCUUCCGUUUCGGUGGGAAACCUCGGCAUGAGUUACACGCAAGAGGAGGCACAUUCUUCUAUGACUCAGCUUCCACCACAAACCCAGGAUCCACAAGAUCCUAGCAAUAGUAUAGGUCUUGGGUCUCUGCACUCGUUGUCAGCAGCUUUCACAAGCAGUCUAAGCACAACCACCACCCUACCGCGAUUCCAUCAAGCUUUCCAAUAGGAUGUACAAAGCUGGCUUGUUACUGUCUAUUUGUAGAAAUGCCUUAGGUGACCAUUUUUAACAGUGCCUACUAUAAGACAUUAUAAAUUCUCUGCUUUUGUACAGUACCAAUCUCAUGAAGCCAGUAAGAAAUUUAAAUUAACUUUUAAAAAAUGUUUUGAAAGUGUUUAUUCUCAGCUGUGUUUACUUCAGGUUUUUUUUUAAAAGAAGCAGUCUCAUUGUAUUGUCUUCAUUUUCACUGCCAAUUGAUACAUCUAAAAUGUUCGGUAGAAAGUCAUCCCAAGCAACCUCUCAACACUCAUCCUUUUUUAAGAAACUUUUUCAACUGUACAAGCUAUUCUGUUUUAUUGAUGUCAGUCGUAGAACUGCCACUUUUACCUUUUAAUCUAUUUUACUAUUCACAAAGAAUCCAGUUCAAAUAUGUAUCACAAAGAUUCCUGAAGAUUUGGGAAAGAAAUUCUUUGGUCCAUUUCCAAACAAAUCCUCUUCCCAAAUAGUGACGCAUCUGAUCUGUUCUAUAAUGACAAAUCUAAAUUUUUAAAAUAAAUAUAGAAUUCAGAUUUUUCUGAAAACUUGUGUGUGUAUAUAUAGAAGUGCAUAUAUACACGUACAUAUAUAUAGCAUUUUGACUUAUAUUGAAGUCAUUACAAAAGGUGUUAAGAAUUUUGCCAUUUUCUGGCUUAGUUUUUUGUGGCCUGUUA
Apaloderma vittatum (bar-tailed trogon) is the source of this 2425-nucleotide messenger RNA. It is a transcript of the gene PLAG1, whose product is annotated as pleiomorphic adenoma gene 1. Gene Ontology annotation, molecular function: DNA-binding transcription factor activity; RNA polymerase II cis-regulatory region sequence-specific DNA binding; histone deacetylase binding. The coding region runs from base 219 to 1724 and encodes 501 amino acids. The record is from RefSeq and is a predicted model, not a curated record. The transcript is spliced from 3 exons. Gene Ontology annotation, biological process: cell fate commitment; regulation of transcription by RNA polymerase II. Gene Ontology annotation, cellular component: cytoplasm; nucleus. Lineage: Eukaryota; Metazoa; Chordata; Aves; Trogoniformes; Trogonidae.